Messenger RNA from Arachis stenosperma, 2927 nucleotides. Its product is annotated as pentatricopeptide repeat-containing protein At3g12770. Gene Ontology annotation, biological process: RNA modification. The record is from RefSeq and is a predicted model, not a curated record. NCBI's taxonomy places the organism in Eukaryota, Viridiplantae, Streptophyta, Magnoliopsida, Fabales, Fabaceae. The transcript has 2 exons. Bases 432 to 2318 code for a protein of 628 amino acids. Gene Ontology annotation, molecular function: RNA binding; protein binding.
UUCACCUAAUAAUACAAACCUACUGCGACCAUCAAAACCGGAGCCCAGUGACAGAGGCACGCAUCGCUGCGACCCUGCUUCAGUGGCGUCCCUGAAUCGCGUCUUCACUUCUUAUUCGUGCUUCAUUCCUUCUUCACCGCACCAGUCACCCACCGGUUCUCUCUGGUGCUCUCGCCUUGCUCACCUCCCUGCCAGCAGCUCGUUGCCGUCUUCGUUGGCAGUUGCUGCCGCCGCCCACCAGUCCCUUUCGUGCAGUGCUGCAGUUUCAGACUUUCAGAUAAAUACUAAUGGGAGGAGGAUAGCUUAUUAAAAUGGUUUAUAAGAAGCACAUUAAUGGAUAAUUCUUCCAUCUCAUGCUUCUAUCUUGAUGUAGACACAUUUGUUACAUAAAUUUGAUCUGAGACCAUAACAAAUUCUCUCGCCAUAGUAUUAUGAUUCUCCCUACAACAUUCAGUUUCAGCCUCACAAACUCUCGUUAUUACAACUCUGCCACUAUUCCCCACCACCUCCUCCUCCGCCUCCUUCAGCUCUGCGUCGACCACUGCUCCCUCAAACUCACCCACCAAUCCCACUCUCAAAUCCUCACAAAUGGCUUCUCCCAAGACCCCUUCCUCCUCACAAGGCUCAUCUCUGCUUACGCCACCUGCGGAUAUUCAAACUUCUCCAGGCGCGUUUUUGAGACCCUUGACGCCAAGAACGUCUACCUUUGGAACUCAAUGAUCAAUGCUUAUGCCAAAAAUCGCCACUUUUUUGGGGCACUCGAAUUGUUCCGCCAAAUGGGUCCUAGCGUUUUGCCCGAUGAUUACACUCUAGCAACUGUUUCCAAGGUUUGUGGCGAGCUUGAGGACCUGAUUUGUGGGAAGGUGGUUCAUGGGAAGAGCAUGAGGAUUGGGUUUUUGUCUGAUGUUGUUGUUGCAAAUUCUGUAAUGGCAAUGUAUAAUAGGUGUGGGAUGUUUAGUGAUGCGAUGAAGGUGUUUGACGAAAUGCCUCACAGGACUGUGAGUUCGUUUAAUGUUAUAAUUUCUGGGUUUGCCGCUUUGGAAAGAUGUGGUUCUUAUUCCAGUGAUGGUUUCUGGUUGAAGUUUUUUAUGAGAAUGCAAUCUGAAGGGUUUGAGCCUGAUGCUUUCACAGUUGCAAGUCUCUUGCCUAUGUGUUGUGCUGGUAGUAGUGAGAAAUGGGAUUAUGGGAGGGAAAUCCACUGUUAUCUUGUGAAGAAUGGGUUGGAUUUGAAUAUGGGUUCUGAUGUUCAUGUAGGAUCUUCUUUGAUAGAUAUGUAUUCGAGGAGUGGUAAGGUUGUUCUUGGUAGGGCAGUGUUUGAUCAAAUGAAGAGCAGAAAUGUUUAUGUGUGGACGGCGAUGAUCAAUGGUUAUGUAGAGAACAGAGAGCCUGAGCAUGCAUUGGUUAUGUUCCGUGAGAUGCAAGCAAAGGAUGGAGCACAACCCAAUAAAGUGUCACUCGUUAGUGUGCUUCCAGCUUGUGGCUUGCUUGCUGGGUUAACUGGUGGGAAACAAGUCCAUGCAUUUGCUAUAAAAAUGGAGCUAAAUGAUGAUGUUUCCCUAUGUAAUGCUUUAAUAGAUAUGUAUUCCAAAUGUGGGAGUUUGGAAUAUGGUAGACGAGUGUUUGACAAUAUUUUGUACUCCAAAGAUGGUAUCUCUUGGGGUUCAAUGAUAUCUGCAUACGGAUUACAUGGAAGAGGUGAAGAAGCUGUUGCCACAUAUUAUGAAAUGCUCAAGCAAGGGAUUAAACCAGAUAUGAUAACAGUUGUUGGUGUUCUUUCUGCUUGUAGCAAGUCAGGAUUGGUUGAUGAAGGCAUUGAUAUAUUUAACUCACUAAUGACUAAGCAUGAAAUGCAACCAACAAUUGAAAUUUGUGCUUGUGUUGUCGACAUGUUAGGUCGAUCAGGCCGGCUUGAUCAAGCCUUAAAUUUCAUAAAAGAAAUGCCUCUUUAUCCCAGUCCAAGUGUCUGGGGAUCUCUUUUAAGUGCUUCUAUAAUACAUGGAAAUUCAACGACAAGAGACCUGGCGUAUAGGUGUCUCUUAGAGCUAGAACCUGAAAAUCCUUCGAAUUACAUCUCACUUUCGAAUACAUAUGCUUCCGAUAGAAGAUGGGAUGUGGUAACUGAGGUGAGAACAAUGAUGAAAGAAAGAGGCUUAAGAAAAGUUCCAGGUUGCAGUUGGAUAACUAUCAGUGGAAAGACUCAUUCCUUUAUGGUUGCUGACAAAGCUCAUCCAUCUUCUGAUUUAAUCUAUGAAAUGUUGGUUGACAUGGUAUCAGUAAUGACAGGAGAUGUUUAUGAUGAUAUUGAUAUUCUUCCAUGAAUUUCCUUGUAAUGAUUAAUGAGCCUGUAAGUGAGAGCAAACAUAAAAAAUCAGUUUGCCAAAGAGGUCAGCCAUCUCUGAUACUAUGCUUGAUCUUCCCUGACUCAAAAUUUGAUGUGCUAUUCAUUGGUCAAGUGAGAGCAAGAACACAAAACCCAGCUUAUGAUUCCUUAAAAAAGUUCUCUUAAGGUUCCAUCAUGCUUGGGGAAACAUUUCGUAUAACGUGAUGAAAUGACCUUAAUCAGUUAGAAUUAUGUAUUACAAUAGUGGAUCUGACUAUCAAGAAUCUUGUAAAUUUCUUUACUCCCUCUUUCUCAUGUCUUCUACUUUUUAAGUUCAUUAUCAAUUUAGUGGGUCUGAAUUAGGUUCAGAUAAGACAAGUGGAUAUCCAGAUUUAUGUCCUAAUAAUUUUUUUUUGUUUUCCACGGUAAAAGAAAUGGUGGAUCAAUUCAGGAGCUAAGGCCCAAAAUGCAUUCUCCUGAAGAAAAACAUGCUAAAGUCUAGCCCAAGCCCAAAGAAUUUAAGCCCAAUGAUAGUUGCAAACUCUCCAUUCGAUUGUUUUGCUAAUUCACUUCAUACAGUUGAGUUUUAUGUUUGGAUUCUGGGAAA